Cordyceps fumosorosea ARSEF 2679 is the source of this 2241-nucleotide messenger RNA. Its product is annotated as transcriptional regulatory protein pro1. Gene Ontology annotation, biological process: positive regulation of transcription by RNA polymerase II. Gene Ontology annotation, molecular function: zinc ion binding; DNA-binding transcription factor activity, RNA polymerase II-specific; transcription cis-regulatory region binding. Lineage: Eukaryota; Fungi; Ascomycota; Sordariomycetes; Hypocreales; Cordycipitaceae. The coding region runs from base 1 to 2241 and encodes 746 amino acids. The transcript is spliced from 2 exons. Gene Ontology annotation, cellular component: nucleus. The record is from RefSeq and is a predicted model, not a curated record.
AUGCGCAGAACACCUGCCAAUGCUCUCGUCAAUUCUGUCAAGAUGGCUACGACAAAGACUGCAAAGUCCAAGAUGACGGCCAAGGCCUCUGAUAUCGACGGUAUCUCAAAAUCGAAAACGCAAAUGCACCGCCGCUCAAGAUCUGGAUGCUACACCUGCCGACUGCGCCGGAAGAAAUGCGACGAGGUCGCGCCCUUCUGCUCGGCCUGCCAACAUCUCGGCCUCGAAUGCGAAUACAACCGGCCCAUCUGGUGGAGCAACAACGAUGCGCGCCGAAGGAACAAGGAGGACAUCAAGAUCAUCAUCAAGCGCAAGAAGCUGGCCGAGAAGUCGGCCGCCCAACAUCACGAUAUGCAUCAUCACACCUCGGUCAGCCCACCACCGCCCAGCCUCAGCCACUCAAUGCCCACCUCAGUCUCGGGCGCCUCCGACUUUUACGACCACCGGAACCGGUCCGCCUCGGUUGACUCUCGCGCCUCCAGUCAUGCCGGCAGCAACUUCAACUUCAACAGCCCGCCCAGCGGCGCCGACUUUGUCGCCUACAACUCACAAAUACACCCCGACUUUGUCUACGGCGCCGGCUACCACCAUCCCGGCGCCGGUGUCGCGCCAUAUGAGGUUGAUAUCAAGACGGAGCGGCAAAUGUUCGUCAACGACGUGCCCACCGUCCAUGAAUCUCACAUCUCGACCUUUUCCACUAUGCACACGCCGCCACCUCCCGGCACCGUCCUCCCCGCCGGCUCCUCCUUUCCUCUCCCCCCCGACGGCGGCACCUGGACGGAGCACGUCCACCAGGAGCGUCGCGAGUCGCUCGCCGAGGAGGCUCUUGACCUGCACUUCUUCGACUUCUCCCACGGCCCGCACCAGGAAUCGCGACAAGUCCGCCUCGAGCUCGAGGACAACGACGAGCGGCUGCUGGCGCACUUUAUCCAGUACGUUCUGCCGACCAUCUUUCCCAUCCUCGAGGCCAACCAGCACGGGUCCGUCGGCUCGGACCUGGUCCUACCCGCACUGCAGACCAACAACACUUACCUGCACUGCUGCCUGAGCGCGGCCGCCCAGCACGUCAAGACGCUGGACAUGGCCCUCGCCGAUGCUGAUCCAGCUGCUGCUGCCGCCGCCGCCGCUGCUGCCGCCGCUGCUUCUGCCGCUGCUGCCAAGAAGGAGAAGGGCCAAGGGAAGGAGGACGGCGACGACGAAGAGACGGAGGCGGACGGCGCCAUCAUGCGUCACCGCUACGCGACCAUCUGGUCGCUCUGCGAGGCGCUCAAGCGCGACCAGGAGCACCACAAGAUCCUCGAGGCCACGCUCGCCCUCAUCUUCUUCCAGUGCGUCGUGGGCCGGCCCGACGACGGGCUGCUCGACAUUCCCUGGCACCAGCACUUCCAUGCCGCCAUCAGCCUGGUGCAGAAGCUGGACCUGACGCGACUCGUCUCCGAAGCGCCGGGCCCCGGGGCUCCCCUGCAGCGCACGCCGUUCAACAUGACGCUGACGGCGUGGAUCGACAUCCUGGGCGCUUCCAUGCUCGGCGUGUCACCCACCUUCGCUCACACGUACCGCGAGAAGCACCUUUCAGCGACACCGCAGCUGGGCCUGCGCGAGCUGAUGGGCUGCGAGGACCGCGUCAUGUACCUCAUCUCCGAGGUGGCCUGCCUGGAGUCGCUCAAGACGGCCGGGAUGGACGAGCUGGUGUUGUGCCAGCACGUAUCCUCACUGGGCGAGCAGAUCAGCCUUACCGAGGUCGGUGCCGACCCGGUCCCGCGCAGCCCCUUCCACCCGUCCACCGGCGCUCUCUCGCCGAAGCAGCUGGCGCGCAACAUCACGUCGGCAUUCCGCAUCGCCGCACGCAUUUACCUGUGCAGCUUGGUGCCGGGCUUCCACCCGCUGACGGCGUCACCGGCCUCGCUGCUGGACAAGCUGGUCGGCGUGCUGCGCGUCGGCGUGCCCGCGGGGCCGGACGGCUUCGACCGCAGCCUCGUCUGGGUGUACCUGAUGGGCGGCUCGAUCAGCGCGCCGGGCGGCGAGUUCCGGCAGCUCUUUGAGGAGCGCAUCGCGAUGCUAGGCGACGCGGCCAAGUGCGGCGCGUUCGGUCGGAUGGUCUGCCUGAUGCGUGAGCUCUGGCGGCACAAUGAUCGGCUGCUGGUUGAGCAGGCCGGAGCGGCGCCGGCGGACGUCCCUCCUCCGUUCCUUCACUGGAGAGAGGUAAUGCAGAUGAACGGAUGGGACUAUUUGCUCAUCUGA